GGGUAGUAUCACCGGUCUCUUUCCUCUUGUAUUUUUCUUGCCAACUUGCUGCUAAGUAGAGAGAUACCUUCCAAGCAAGCCAACAAGCCAUCAAAAGGGCAGUACGCCAAAGAGGAGGAAGAGCAGUGCGGCCAUGGCGUUGGCUUCUUGCCUUCUUCUUCCUUUGCUCCUCCUCGCCACUGGAGCCUCAGGAAUCGUCUCCUCCCUCCCAAGUGCAGCCGUGCAAUCGUUGGUCCGCAAGCGCAAGUCAUCCUCCGGUCAACUUCCGUUCGCCGCCCACUUCUUCCCCCAGCAAAUCGACCACUUCAACUUCCGCCCUGACUCCUCCCGCGUCUUCUACCAGAAGUACCUCCUCAACGCCUCCUUCUGGGACAAGGGCCCUUCUCACUCUGCUCCAAUCUUCGUCUACACCGGCAACGAAGGCAACAUCGAGUGGUUCGCCGAAAACACUGGCUUCAUGCUCGAUAUAGCCCCCAGGUUCAACGCCCUCCUCCUCUUCAUCGAGCAUAGAUUCUAUGGCGAUUCCAUGCCGUUUGGGAAGGAUUCGUAUAAGUCCGCUGAGACAUUGGGGUACCUGACUUCCACUCAAGCGUUGGCAGAUUAUGCAGUUCUUAUCAGAAGCUUGAAGCAGAACCUGUCGGCAGAGGCAUCCCCUGUUGUGGUCUAUGGUGGAUCUUAUGGAGGAAUGCUGGCAGCUUGGUUCCGACUUAAGUAUCCACAUGUCGCCAUUGGAGCUGUGUCUUCAUCAGCCCCAAUCCUGCAAUUUGAUGACAUAGUCCCUUGGAGCAGCUUCUAUGAUGGAGUGUCCCAGGACUACAAGGAUGAGAGUGCCAACUGCUUUGAGGUAAUUAAAGAGAGUUGGGAUCAGUUGAUGACAACAGCAGCUAAGAAGGGAGGAAUGCUGCAACUCACCAAGAAAUUUAAAGCUUGCAAAACCAUUCAGUCUGUAUAUUCUGUGAGAGACUGGCUCUGGACAGCAUUUACAUAUACAGCAAUGGUUGAUUACCCUACUCCAGCCAAUUUUCUGAUGCCUUUGCCUGCUUAUCCUGUUAAAGAGAUGUGUAGCAUUAUUGAUGGGUUCCCAACAGGAGUAGACAAGCUGACCAAGGUCUUCUCAGCUGCUAGUUUGUACUAUAACUACUCAGGCACACAUUCAUGCUUUGACAUAGAGAAUGACAGUGAUCCCCAUGGCCUCAAUGGUUGGGGCUGGCAGGCAUGCACAGAGAUGGUGAUGCCUAUGACUUGCUCAAAUGAAAGCAUGUUUCCUCCGUCCUCAUAUUCCUAUGAAGCAUCUGAGGACCAAUGCAAGGCAAAGUAUGGUGUUCUACCUAGACCGCACUGGAUAACCACAGAAUACGGUGGCAAUAGAAUUGAGCUAGUAUUAAAGAGAUUCGGAAGCAACAUCAUCUUCUCUAAUGGAAUGAGAGACCCAUGGAGUAGAGGAGGGGUGCUCAAGAACAUAUCAUCCAGCAUCAUUGCCCUUGUCGCACCACUAGGGGCUCAUCACGUGGAUCUUAGAUUUGCCAGAAAGGAUGAUCCAAAUUGGGUCAAGGAGCAAAGAGAAGCAGAGAUCAAGAUUAUUCAAGGUUGGGUCGACCAGUACCAUAGAGAUUUAAAAGAGCCUUCAAGGCAGUGACCAUCUGGAGCUCAUUCCUCCCUCGCGUGCUACAUUCUGAUUGAUGAAAUAACAAGAAUGUUUAUUUACAGCGGCCUAGAAAUAAACACACUAGGAGUUUAGUUCUGGCCUAAUUUGUAGCAUUUGAAUAGACCCUUUAUAUUUCUGUGGUUGCGGCCAAGCUGUGAAUAGCGGCCAUAAA
Molecule: messenger RNA, 1817 nt
Organism: Zingiber officinale
Lineage: Eukaryota; Viridiplantae; Streptophyta; Magnoliopsida; Zingiberales; Zingiberaceae
Product: lysosomal Pro-X carboxypeptidase-like
Exons: 10
Coding region: 134-1636 (500 amino acids)
Biological process (GO): proteolysis
Molecular function (GO): serine-type exopeptidase activity; dipeptidyl-peptidase activity
Source: RefSeq, a predicted model, not a curated record